Molecule: messenger RNA, 2093 nt
Organism: Rhineura floridana
Lineage: Eukaryota; Metazoa; Chordata; Lepidosauria; Squamata; Rhineuridae
Gene: NUP62CL
Product: nucleoporin 62 C-terminal like
Exons: 13
Coding region: 252-1958 (568 amino acids)
Biological process (GO): protein import into nucleus; RNA export from nucleus
Cellular component (GO): nuclear pore; nuclear pore central transport channel
Molecular function (GO): phospholipid binding; structural constituent of nuclear pore
Source: RefSeq, a predicted model, not a curated record
GUCGUCAUCAGGAGGCGUCGGUGCCUGCCGCAGUUUCUUCGCGGUGUGGACGCAAGCGUGUUUGCAUUGUAACUGCGCGCCAGGGGUCGGCAGAGGAGUGGUUGUCGCUGAGGCCAUUGCUGCGAAGACCUUUCUCCGUCAUAUAACCCCCAGAAAGAGAAGGAGAAGAGAAGCCGUUUCUGCGCGGGAAAGGAAGCGCCGCCCGGGAGAGGAGAGCGGGGAGCGGAGGCAGGCAAGGACCAGAGAUCAUCAUGAGUCAAUUCAGUUUUGGUGCAUCCGGACCUGCUGGAACAGGCUUCAGCUUUGGCACUCCAAAAACUGUAGCCAGCACGGCACCUACAGGGUUUUCCUUCUCUUCAACCACUUCAGGGGGAGGCUUCAGUUUUGGGACACCAGGUCAGAACCCUGCAAGCACCCAGCCUACAGGCCUGUUCUCCUUUGCUACCCCAACAACACCAGCACAGACCUCUGGAUUCAGCUUUGGCACACCUGCCACAUCAGCACCAGCUCCUGCUGGAAAUGUGUUCACACUGGGGGGAAAUGCCCCCAAGCUGAACUUGAGUAGCACCAGCACAACGCAAGCGCCUGGCAUUACUGCGAGCCUUGGACUUGGCAGUGGACUGGGCAGCUCGGUACCAAGCAGCAUGCCAGUCAGCCAGGCUGUGGCUCCUUCAGGCUUUGUGUUUGGCUCCACUGCUGCCUCCCAGCCUGCCACAACUGGAGGUUUCAGUUUUGGAAGUGUGGGGACAACGCAGGCGGGAGCUCCUAACUUCAGCCUUGGCUCAGUGGGGAACACAACACAGCCAGCAGCGUCCACGACGGGGUUGACGUUUGGUGUCCCUCCAGCCACAGCCAACACCGCUACAACGACAGCAGCCACAUCGCAGCCAGCAACAGCUUUUGGGCUUGGAAUGCAGUCCACAGGUCCAGGCUUUGGGCUAUUGCCUUCAGCAGCCACCACCUCUGCCUCCGCAGGAACACUGAGCCAGGCACAAGCCUUGUCCUUUGGCGCUAAACCUGGAGGCACCUCUGCAGCCCCUGCCACCACGACUGUGACUUCCCUCCUGGGCCUGUCUGCACCGGCGCUGUUUCCUUCCAUAGGGAGCUCUUCUGUGCCAGCUUCCUCUUCAGCGACCACCCUUUUGCUUGGUGCCACUUCAACAGGGACAGCCCCGGCUGGGACUUUGGGGUUUGGCCCAAAAGCACCUGGAAUGGUGGCGGCAGCGGUGGCGGCAGGAGCCCCCGCCACAACCAGUAUCACUUCUGCCCCCAGUACAGGAUUCAUGUUAAACCUGAAACCACUGGCCACGACUGGUACUGUGGCUUCCACGUCAACUGUGACCACCACAGCAGUCACGGCCCCCCCAGUGAUGACCUAUACCCAGCUGGAGAGCCUGAUUAAUAAGUGGAGCCUGGAGCUGGAGGACCAAGAGAAGCACUUCCUUCAGCAGGCCACCCAAGUCAACGCCUGGGACAGGACGCUGAUUGAGAAUGGGGAGAAGAUCACGUCUCUGCACAGGGAAGUGGAGAAAGUGAAGCUGGAUCAGAAGAGGUUGGACCAAGAACUGGAUUUUAUUUUGUCCCAGCAAAAGGAGCUGGAAGACUUGCUGAUUCCCCUGGAAGAAUCUGUGAAGGAGCAGAGUGGGACCAUCUACUUGCAGCAUGCAGAUGAGGAGCGGGAGAAGACGUACAAGCUGGCUGAGAACAUUGAUGCUCAGCUGAAGCGCAUGGCACAAGAUCUGAAGGAUAUCAUUGAGCACCUGAACACCUCUGGAGGCCCUGCUGAUACAAGUGACCCUCUUCAGCAGAUCUGCAAAAUUCUGAAUGCGCACAUGGACUCUCUCCAGUGGAUUGAUCAGAACUCAGCACUGCUGCAGAGGAAAGUGGAGGAAGUGACAAAGGUUUGUGAAAGCCGUCGCAAAGAACAAGAGCGCAGCUUCCGCAUUACAUUUGACUGAAGCAGACUCCGUCUCUGGAAAAAAUGCACUGAAAGGUGCAGGUGUUUGCUAGCAGAUGAAUUGUGAUGCUUCCUUUCGUGUGGUAUAAUAAAGGUCUUUUCUAGCCAGAGCUGUGUUCGCAGAGGGCAUGCGCCU